AGAUGAAAUUCAAUAUUGUAACAUGAUUUGUAUUAGUUUGUAAUAUUGUGAAGACAUAAUGAAUUGCAAGUGUAAAGGUUAGGAUCAGGUUCUCAUAUCUGCAAGACAUUUACACACAUUUGACAUUUGAUUGUUAUGCCAAUUCAAAGAAAGUUGUCCUUAAGAUUAUAUAAAAAAAAUAUAUUAAUCUGAGAUGGUGCAAAAACAAAAAUUCACAAUAAGAAGGUGCUGUCUUCUGACUUGUUCUACCCUCAGUUUGUUUUUCCUGUUGUGGUUUUCAGUGGCUAUUUUUCAUUUCAAGGUGUCAGUUUCAAAUCCGAGUGAGUGGGUAAAGAUUUAACGGUUUCAUUUAAGGUUACAAAUUGUAAUGCUAGUUUGGCUGGACCAGAAGACUAGGUCUAACUCCUAAUUUAUGAUGCCUGGACAUUACAUUAAUCUUUGGCUGUCUCUGUUUGCUGUUUUUGCAAGAGAAAUGCUUGGAGUCACAGUAAAGACGGGCUUAUACAGUCGAGUUGAGCUCACUGGAGAGAAAAUUGAUCAACAAACUGCUGAUUCCCUGCAGUCAGUGGAAUGGACCAAAAUAAACAGAUCAUCUCAGUGUCUAUGUCUUAUGUUUAAAAAAAACAAUGAUACCAAAUUCUACAGUCAAUGCUGUAGACAGGCUCAUUUCUAUUUAAACAAUAACAGUCUCAUUUUGGAGAAUGUGACCGUACAGGAUGAAGGAGUCUACAUGGAAUCUAUAGUUUCUGAAAACAGAAUUAAAAAAAGCCCAAACAUUACAUUAUAUAUUCAAAACCCCACAAGUGUAUCUGAAAUUAUGGUCUCCUGGAUCUCCAACACAUCUGUGACUCUCAGAUGUGAAGUUACUGGCUUGUUCCUGCAUCUAAAAUGGAUGAAAGAAGGUGUCUCCAUUUUAGAUGACUACAGACACUCAAUCAGCGAGAGGAACCAGACUCUACACAUCACCAAUAUAACCAGCUCAGAUUAUGGGACAUACAGCUGUCUGGUUACAAAUUCAUAUGGAGUAUCAGAAAAGCAAACGCAUAUUACUGGUGAAAACCGAACUCUUUCCCAAGAAAAUAGUACUAGUGCUGUAUCUGUGAGACCGAAUAAUCAGAUUGUGCUUUCAAUUGGACUUACACUUAUUGGAGUUUUAGGACUGUGCAUCGUCUUAAUUGUCAUUUACAAAUACCAUCACGAUGUCUCAGGUGACUGUCACAGAAAAACACUAGACAGGAUGACAAGAGGCAACGGAGGGGAAAAUGGCAGAACUGCAGAAGAAGGGGACGAAGACAUUGACCUUGGAAUUUUUCAGGAAAUACAUGAUAUUGAAGAGGUGACCCCUUUGCCAUAUGUCUACACAGACUUCAUUAAGCCAAGAGAGCCCAAUCAGGCCUCAGCCUCAGCAGAACAUUUUGAGGAGUUUGGGUAUUCAGAGAUUGGACCAGUAGGCAGGGAGGACACAGUUCUUUCAGAUUGUGCCAUCUACGACGAACAGGCCAGACUGCCCCCUGAUGCUUUGAAGGAGUGACCGCUGAUAAGAAAGUCUAUGGUACAUGU
Messenger RNA from Xyrauchen texanus (razorback sucker), 1560 nucleotides. Its product is annotated as leucine-rich repeats and immunoglobulin-like domains protein 1. Bases 413 to 1531 code for a protein of 372 amino acids. NCBI's taxonomy places the organism in Eukaryota, Metazoa, Chordata, Actinopteri, Cypriniformes, Catostomidae. The record is from RefSeq and is a predicted model, not a curated record. The transcript is spliced from 8 exons.